Erigeron canadensis is the source of this 3168-nucleotide messenger RNA. Its product is annotated as mediator of RNA polymerase II transcription subunit 15a-like. The transcript has 11 exons. Gene Ontology annotation, molecular function: chromatin DNA binding; transcription coactivator activity. Bases 1 to 3168 code for a protein of 1055 amino acids. Lineage: Eukaryota; Viridiplantae; Streptophyta; Magnoliopsida; Asterales; Asteraceae. The record is from RefSeq and is a predicted model, not a curated record. Gene Ontology annotation, biological process: regulation of DNA-templated transcription.
AUGGAUUCGUCUGUCGGAUCUGCAGAUUGGAGGAGUCGGUUGCCAUCGAAUUCGCGACAAAAGGUUCUCAACAAGAUAAUUGAUACCUUGAGCAAGCAUGCCAAGUUUUCAGGAGAUAUGAAUCAGCUUAAGAAUGUUGCUAAGAGGUUUGAGGAGAAGGCUUUUACUGCUGCAACAAGCCAUGCUGAGUAUAUGAAUAAAAUAUGUGUUAAGCUUGUGACCAUGGAAAAAAGAUCUACAAAUGACACGAAUACCUCGGCUAGUAUUCCUGUAAACCCGUCUGAAUCAGGAUCUCAGGGCAUGUCACAAGGCAACAACCAAAGUCAAUCACCUCCGGUUCUUGUAACUUCUAAUCAUCCGAUUUUACCUCAGAACAUCCACACUAGUAUUGCGUCAUCUGCAUUGCCACCUAUCAGUGGCAUAUCACAAUCUAGCAUUCCAAAUAUUGUCAGUCAAACUUCAAGCUUGCAGACCAUGCCUGAGGUUCAACAAAUUUCUAUAGGAAAUACUAUGGAGCAAGCCGUACGAGUUCCUCCUACUAGUAUUUCAAGUCAAGGGCAGAUAUCAGGAAGUCAGCAACAGUCUCAAAACUCACAGCAUUAUCGUUAUCAGCAACACUUUCAUCAAAUUGCAAAGCAGCAGCACGAGCAGAAUAAUAGUACAACAGCAAUGCAAUCAAACAUUCAGCAACAAAAGUUGCAUCCAAGUCAUUUCCAGUCAUCUCAACGAUCUAUUAUGCAGCCCACAAUGUUGCAACCAUCUCUCUCUACCGUUCAACAAAAUCAGCAGCCUAUUUUUUCACAAUUAAGUCAACCCGUGAGUCAACAACAUCAACAACCGGUCUUAAAGCAGCAAAGGUACCAACAAUUUCAGCCUCAGUUGAUGGGCCAUCAAAAUAAUCUUUCCAAUGUAAAGCAACAUUCGAGUGGUCAACAUAACUUUCCUGCUAUUCAUCAGCAACAUUUUGCGCCUCAAAGUAGUAUGAAACAACAGCAUAAGCACCAGUUACCUGGAACUCAAUCUGGUAAUUUCACACCAAACAAUCAACAUUCGGCACAUCUACUUCAGUCAACACAAGGUCAAAAGUCACAAGUGGAAUUACAGCAACAGGGGAUGCCACAGUUACAUAUGCAGUCAAGUCAUUUGCAAUGCCAAUCUAUUGUUAAAUUGCAGGCAAACACGUCACAAGGAGAUAUGCAACAAAGGCUUCCAACAUCAGGAGCAUUUCAGCAGCAGAGUGUGAUAGAUCAGCAGAAACCGCUAAUGCAACAACAAAGAGCAAAGCCAGAGGCUUCAUCAACAUCCUCGGAUUCCACUGCUCAAACAGGAAAUCCUAAUGGCGGAGAUUGGCAACAGGAAGUGUAUCAAAAGAUAAAAGCUAUGAAGGAUAAGUAUCUGCUUCAUUUGAAAGACGUGUACCAUAUAACUAUCAGCAAACUGCAUCAAUAUGAUUCUUUUCCUCAGCAAUUUGAAAAACUGAAAAAGUAUAUACAAGCCAUGGAGCAUUACAUGUCAGUCCUUCAAAUCGACAAGACCAAGAUAUCUCUCAUUCAUAAAGAAAAACUGGGCCUUUUUGAGCGGGAUAUUGUUUGCAUUAUACGUUAUCUUAAGGGCACGUUUGGGGUCACAAUGCCACAACCACUUUCAAGUUCUCUGCACCAAUCACAGCAGACACAAGCUCAUUUGACACAAGUGAAACCACGUGAAAAUCAGAUAAACUCCCAGAUGCAGUCCGUUAAUUUACAGCAGAAUAAUAUGGCUAUUUUGCAUCAGAAUAUGGAUAUCAUGCAGACAAGUUCCAAGAUCCUUCAACAUCCGCAAUACCAAUUUUUGCAGAAACAACUCCACCAGAAGCAGAAUCAGUUUUAUUCGCAAACAAAGCAACAACAAAAUGGGAAUCAAAUGAUUAAUGGUAAUGAGUUAAAAGUUAAGCAGCAAACUGGAGUGAAGUUAGAAUCCUUUCAGCAGCUUACUACAUGUCACCAACAAUCAAAGUUGGGAGUUUCUUUUUCCUCUCCACAAACUGAUCAGAAAAAUGCACUAAAUACGGUUACUAAACCCGGUACACCUGCGCAAUCUGCAAACUCACCAUUUAUUGCGUCAUCUCCGUCAACUCCAUCUACAUCUCAUACGCCAAUAGACUCUGAGAAAGUUAAUUUUGGUAUUGCAUCACUUUCUAAUGUGAUGAAUAUUGGACAUCAACCAACUUCUGCAAUUUCCCCGUCUCAGCCUCUUUUUAUAGGUACACCUGGAGUAUCACCGUCACCUUUGCUUGCAGAGUUCUCAAGUCUAGAUGGAAAUGAUGGUAACGGUAUUUCAGUAGUUUCAGAGAAGUCAAGUACUAUAGAAGAUCCAAUGGAGCGCUUGCUCAAAGUGGUAAAGUCAAGUUCACCAAAAUCCUUGAGUUCUGCGAUUAGCAACAUUAGUUCAGUUUUGAGUAUGAUUGAAAACAUCGCAGGAUCUGAACCAGGUAAGAGAUCAAUGGCUGCAAUUGGUGAAAACUUGGCUGCCAUGACAAAAUUUCAUCUUCAGAGCACUUCCAUCACCCACAAUAGAAGUACUGAAACAAGAAACGCAAAUCACUUGAAUGUUGUAUCAUCUGCUAGCGAUGUAAUUGAUAGCUUAAAGGAUAAAAAUUGCUGGGUGGCUUCAGAGUUGGAAUCAACUGCAACUUCUACCAUUAAAAGACCCAGGGUUGAGAAAAGGCAUCCGCUAUUGGAUGAAAUACGAGGGAUCAAUCAAGGACUCAUAGAUACUGUCGUAGAUAUUAGCCAUGAAUCAGGAGUUGGUAAAGGAACUGUCGUCAAGUGUUCAUUUAGGAAUAUUUCUCUUACUUCAGACCUUAAGUCACAAUAUGGUCCAACCGUUGUGCAGUCUAUACAACCAUUGAAGUUGCUUGUUCCUGCAAAUUAUCCAUAUUGCUCCCCGAUGCUUUUAGAUAAGUCUCUAGUUGAAGUCAGCAAGGAAAAUGAAGAUCUUUCGACAAAAGCAAAGUGUCGGUUCAGUAGGUGCGUAAGAAGGCUUUCAGACCCGAUAUCACUCAAGGAAAUGGCACAGACUUGGGAUAUUUGUGCUCAUGCAGUUCUUGUGGAGUUCGCGCAACAAAGUGGUGGUGGUACAUUUACCUCUAAAUAUGGUGCCUGGGAGGAAUGCUUCUCCGCUGCAUGA